Molecule: messenger RNA, 2787 nt
Organism: Bombus pascuorum
Lineage: Eukaryota; Metazoa; Arthropoda; Insecta; Hymenoptera; Apidae
Gene: Cyp4aa1
Product: probable cytochrome P450 4aa1
Exons: 12
Coding region: 350-1879 (509 amino acids)
Molecular function (GO): monooxygenase activity; oxidoreductase activity, acting on paired donors, with incorporation or reduction of molecular oxygen; heme binding
Source: RefSeq, a predicted model, not a curated record
GAUUACUUUAAUCUUGUAGUGAGUGUAGUAUGUGAAGAGCGAUUCGUUUUAUUUCACGUUACAAAGGAUUAUGAUAUUCCUAUGGUGUUCUUAGAGCGAAGAAGUACAAAGAAUCAACGUGUUGAUAAAACCGGGAUGAAAUUAAAAAUUUACGCGACUUACAAUGCAAAGUAUGACGUAUUCAAAAUACAUUAUGGACUUUGAGCAAAUCUUGAGUGAUCCAUAACCUGGUGGGAGUAGGUGCUUAAAUAGGAUACGCCGCAGUUCCAUGUUGCAGUCCCAAACACACAUUUUGUCAAAAAGUAUUUUACUGUAUCGAUAAUAUAAGAAAUUGUACAUCUAAAACAAUAUGAUCGUUACAACUGAACAAGUAUGGGUGCAUACACCGGGUGAGGCGUGGGUAUACCUCGUCAUUUUGGCCAGUAUUUAUAUUCUGUACAUACUGAAAAAUUAUAUCAGAUGUGUCAUUCAUGUUUCUCGACUAAACGGCCCGAAAGCUGUUCCGAUUAUUGGAAACGUAUACUGUGCUCUUGAAAAAAAUUUCCUUUAUAGAUUAGCCAAUGAAUGUAAAAUUUAUGGACGUUUUGUUAAAGUAUGGAUAACAAUAUUGCCAUACGUGGUGCUUAUGGAGCCAGAAGAUGUCCAAAUAGUGCUCAGUAGUAUGAAGCACACGCGCAAGGUAUUUUUCUACAAAUUGCUAGAUAAUUUCCUUGGGAAAGGUUUGAUUACAAGGGACAUGGAAACCUGGCGGAUCCAUCGAAAAAUUUUACAACCUGCUUUUCAUCUUCAUAUUCUCGAGAAAUUUACGAAUAUCUUCGCGGAGCACGCAGAUAGCCUGAUGAAAAGGUUUCUUGAAAAGAAUGACCAAGAAAUCAAUAUUACUACUUUCAUUAAUGAUUCCGUUUACAAUAUCUUGAGUGAAACAGUUUUGGGAAUAAACCAAAAGACCAGCGAAAUGGACGAUCUGCCUUUCCGAAAGGGACAAAUUAUGCUUCUAUACCGAAUGAUGAGGCCUUGGCUAUUGGUAGAAUGGAUUUACCGAUUAACAAAGCAUGGUAGAGAAGAACAGAAUCAACGAAACGAGUUAUUCGAUACUUGUUUUAAAAUGAUGAAAGAAAAGCGCGAGCUUUUACGAAAUAAAAAAUCUGCAUCUGAUGAUCAGACAGAAGAGACAAGAAAAAUGUCUUUGCUAGAAUACAUGGUGGAAAUAAACGAAAAAAAUCCUUGCUUCUCCGAUAAAGACAUCGUCGAAGAAUGUUGCACGUUCAUGUUAGCUGGGCAGGAUUCGGUUGGCACCGCGACUGCGAUGACGCUCUUUCUUUUAGCCAACAAUCCCGAAUGGCAGGAAAAAUGCAUAAAAGAACUCGACCAAAUUUUCGAUGGAAAUCCAAAAUUGCCUACGAUAAACGACCUGAAAGAUAUGAAAUGUUUAGAGAUGUGCAUCAAAGAAUCGUUGAGAUUAUAUCCUAGUGUACCGAUAAUAGCCAGGACACUGGGUGAAGAUGUGAAAAUCGGAAAGUAUGUGAUACCAACGGGUUGUAGCGUGUUAAUAUCCCCAUACGCCACUCAUCGUUUGCCGCAUCAUUUUCCAGACCCUGAAUCAUUUAAACCUGAGCGUUUCAAUGCAGAAAAUUCCGAAAAGAGGCAUCCUUACGCUUAUAUACCUUUCAGUGCUGGUCCAAGAAAUUGCAUCGGUAAUAAGUUUGCGAUGCUCGAAAUGAAAUCUAUGAUUUGUGCAAUUCUUAGAAGAUGUAGAUUACAAUCGGUCCCUGGAAAAGAGGAGGUACAACCGAAAUUUAGAAUGACAAUCAGAGCGCAAGGAGGGCUUUGGGUAAAAGUUAUUGUACGCGAUCAGACGCCAAAAAGUGUUGUAAUAUAAGUGUAAAUUAUUGUUUUAAUAUAUUUAAUUGUGUAACAAUCAGUAUAUCAGUUAAAAAGGCCUUUUUUAAAUGUUGAAUAAUUUGACGAAAUAAUGUCGUUAAAAUCAUCCUUUAAUGGUACAAAAGCCUUUCUACCAUAAAAGUCAUUUACAUUUUUAUGGAAAGAUUGAAUAUGUAAAAGAAGUAGAAGUAUGAAGAAAUAUUUAAUAAGUGCUAGGUAAAUAAUUUUUUAAAUUACGGUCUUCAAUGUGAAUACUAUGAAUCAUAUGUAUGUAUUUUAUUUAGAUAUACGUUGAAUAAAAACGAAAUUUAACAUAUAUUUUGUAAAUAGGAUUGGAAAUUAAAAAUAAAAAUCAUAAAAAAAGAAAUCUCAUUAAUUAAAAAUGUUUAAUUAAUAUUGAAACAUGUUUAAACAUAUGUAUAUUAUACAUAUGUGUUCUAUAAUAUAAUACUUCUGAAGUUAACGCUACUUCGUUAUUGGUGCUUCCGUAUGACGUGGUAUUAGAACGAACUGUCAAAGUACGAAACUCGCAGUUGAAGUUAUGUUUAUAUAAACGUGAUCAAGCACUAUUUUAUAACCGAAAUAGAUAUAAAAACAAAUUAAACAAUAUCUUUUAUAAAAUAAUCGUGAAACAUGGUUUACGUAUCGAAUGAUGGAAGCCUCUUAUGUGGUACUCCAUUGCAUUUAAAAGUGUUUAGAUUUUUCACAGUUUUAAAACAUUAAUCAAUCCUAAUAUGAACAAAUAUGGAAGCGAAUAUACAAGAGAUUAUAGACCUGGAUCUGGACCACCACGUCCACCAACUCGUAGAUUAGGAAGACCUAACACAGGACAUACUGUUGAUAUUCCAUUUGGAGGAUGUAGUAGUUGUGCUAGAUAAAAUAAAGGCAAAACUUUACAACAGUAAA